Molecule: messenger RNA, 573 nt
Organism: Ostreococcus lucimarinus CCE9901
Lineage: Eukaryota; Viridiplantae; Chlorophyta; Mamiellophyceae; Mamiellales; Bathycoccaceae
Exons: 1
Biological process (GO): acetate transmembrane transport; succinate transmembrane transport
Cellular component (GO): plasma membrane
Molecular function (GO): acetate:proton symporter activity
Source: RefSeq, a predicted model, not a curated record
AUGCAAACGAUGACGAUGAAACCACCGAUCGCUAACGUCGGCACGCUCGGUCUGUGGGCGUUCGCAUUGACGACAGCUAUGCUGAGUGUGAAGGAGCUUCGCGUGGGCGCCUCGGACGACGGCGCCGUGGGCGUGACCAUCGGGUUCGCCUUUGGAUUCGGUGGCUUAGUCCAACUUCUCGCGGGUAUCCUUUCUGCACUUCGAGGACAAAGUUUCAGCGCCGUGGCGUUCGCGUCGUACGGCGGAUUUUGGCUUUCAUACGGGACGUACGAAGUGUUGGCGUAUGAAGCCGUCAUCCCUCGCGAUAAAGUCGCCGAAGAAGCCAUGUUGUUCAUGUGGGGAUUUCUCACUCUUGUGCUCUUCUGUGCGUCGUUGAACACGAACGUUGCGAUAAGUUCGCUGUUUUUCACCCUCGCGGCACUGUUUUUCCUGCUCGGUGGGGCGAAGGAUUCGGGAAGCUCUGCUCUUAAACUCGUCGCGUCGUUGUUCGGCGUGGGCGUCUCCAUCAUAGCGUUUUACGCCGGCGCCGGUGAGCUGAUAAAUGAACAGUACGGCAAGACGAUCAUCCCACUA